Molecule: messenger RNA, 1218 nt
Organism: Durio zibethinus
Lineage: Eukaryota; Viridiplantae; Streptophyta; Magnoliopsida; Malvales; Malvaceae
Source: RefSeq, a predicted model, not a curated record
UCCAAAAGGAACAAAGUUAAUCGAAAGGAAGCUGAGAAGAAGAAAUAUGGCUAUGGCAAAUACUGUUCUUUGCAUGAAUGGUGGAGAUCAAGAAACUAUCUAUGCCAACAAUUCCCUUCUACAAAAAACUAUACUAUUGAAAACAAGGCCAAUCAUAGAGGAUACCAUCAAAGAUAUGUUCAACAAGGCUCUUCCAACUUGCAGUAAGAUAGCAGAUUUGGGUUGUGCUUCAGGUCCCAACACCUUCUUCUUGAUAUCCCAAGUUAUCAACACCGUUCAAUCAAUAUGCUGCCAACAAGGACUCAAGAAAUCACCUGAGUUUCAAGUGUUUCUCAAUGAUCUUCCAGGGAAUGAUUUCAAUACAAUUUUUAGGUCUGUUACUGGUUUCUACUCUAGGCUGAAUGAAGAAAAUAGAGAUAUGCAUUUGGGGCUUUGUUUCAUAGCAGGAGUACUUGGUUCCUUUUAUGGGAGACUCUUUCCCGAGAAAAGCAUGCAUUUUAUAAAUUCCUCUUACAGUGUUCAUUGGCUCUCCGAGAUCCCAGUAGGGCUUGAGAAUAAUAAAGGGAAUAUAUACAUGGCAAAAUCAAGCCCUCCAGACGUACUCAAAGCUUAUUCUGAGCAGUUUCAAAAGGACUUCUCCAAUUUUCUACGCUUACGUUCCGAAGAAAUCAUAUCGGGAGGGCGAAUGCUUCUUACUUUGGUUGGAAGAACCGUUGCAGAUCCCAUAAGCAAAGAUUGUUGCUACUUAUGGGAGUUGUUAGCCAAAUCACUCUCUGAUUUGGUGGCCGAGGGACAAAUAGAAGAGAGUGAUUUGAAUUCAUUCAAUAUGCCUUACUACAAUCCCUAUAAAGAAGAAGUAUGGGACAUUAUCCAAAAAGAGGGAUCCUUUGAUCUUGAUAAGCUUGAAAUUUUUAAAGUCAAUUGGGACCAUGAAGACGAUGAUAGCAAUAAAAACUUUGUAUUCAACAAGUAUAGGAGUGGGCAAAAUGUUGCGAAUUGCAUACGAGCUAUUACAGAACCCAUGCUCACUAAUCAUUUUGGAGAGACCGUAAUUGACAAUUUGUUCACCAAAUAUGCAGAACAUGUGGCUGAGCAUCUAUCCAAGGAGAAGACAAAGUAUGUUAAUGUAGUCAUUUCAAUGAUAAGAAAAUGAAAAAAAUGGAUGGCCGUUGAUCAGAAGCUUUGGCUCGACCAAAGAUAUGGUUGAGAUUCUAUAUA